AGUUACUUCCCUUUUCAAGUCCCACUCAUCCUUAUCUCCAUUUACAAUUCACUCUGUAAAAGGUUGUAAACUUUGAACCGUAGUGACAUUAACAAGCGUAUUUUGUUACGCAAGCAUCAUUUUGCAAUCCGCCUCAUCCUGGAUAUUUUAAAACUGUCAACAACAGUUAUAUUCAAGAUGACAGAAGAACAAAUGAACAGAGUACUGAAUACAAAACAUCAUCAUGACAGUAGCAAAAAGUCUGCUAUUGAGCUGUCGAAGCAAAUGCAGAAAAUUAUGCUCAAGCUAAAAGGGGAGUUUAUACAGGAGGAUGGCAAGGGAGUUAACUAUGCAGGCAUGAAGGACAGCGCUCUUUUUCAGGACUAUAUUGACAACGUUGCCCCCCAGCUACAGCAUGUCGACCUUGACAACAUCACUGAAUAUGAGAAGAAGGCGUUUUUCAUCAACAUCUACAAUGCUCUGACAAUACAUGGUCUGGCAUCCCUGGCAGAGCUACCCCAGUCCGUGUUGAAGGUGAAGCAUUUCUGGGCCACAACUUGCUACAACAUUGGUGGCCUUGUCUACAGCCUGGAUGAUGUGGAGCAUGGCAUCCUCAGAGGAAACCGAGGUCACCCUAGCACAAUUGAACCUACAUUCAAGACGGAUGAUCCAAGAUUGAAGUUUAUUGUGAACGAACUGGAUCCUAGAAUACAUUUUGCUUUAGUCUGUGGUGCCAAGUCCUGUCCUGCCAUCAAUGUGUAUUCUGCUGAGAACCUAGAUCAGGCCCUGGAUGCAGCCACGAGGAGUUUCUGUGCACAGGAAGUAUCAAUGUUCACAGAAACCAACGAGAUCUGGCUCUCAAAAAUAUUCCAGUGGUACUCGCAAGACUUUGGACGCACAGACAUUGAUGUGAUGAAAUGGACAGUGCCGUACCUGGAGAAGUCUGUCCAGGACCGCGCACACCUGCUGCUGACCAAGCUGGAAAAGGUGUCCCCCGUGGACGUCAAGUACAAUGAGUAUGACUGGAGCCUCAACUGUCCCCGGCCCACCUUAAACUCUGCAGGGAUACACCCCAACGACCUCAUGGAAAGGGAAAACAACAGGAGCUGAGCCAAGAUCUGAUGUAAAUUACCGUAUUGUGUACAUCACCUGAAAGGCGGAGAACGGCGUAGAAACAAAUGCAAUAAUAAUGAUUUGGUCUUUAUAACCAUUUAAUCAUAAUCACAAAGGUGGAGGCAUUAAACAGUGAAUUUAACCAUUUGUACAUACAUGUAUAGGUCUUGACGCUUUUGUUUUCAACUGCUCUUUAAUUUAAUUUAUGGAUGGAUAUCUCCCAAACCUUCACUGUUUAAUAACUGUGAUGAGCAGAUGUUUGUAAAGAAAGGAAUUAGUGCUGCAAGGAUUUGGGCAUAUUAUGGCUCUGUGUGUUUAUUUUCCACUAUAAAAUAUGUAUUUCCUGAAGCUUGUGGUUUCAAGUUUAAUUAGUAAGCGGAAUUCCACCCAACUUUCACAGUUGAAUUACUUUAACCCUUUCAGUGCGGGAACCGAAUUUUAAAGGCCUUUGCAAACAGUUUGGAUCCAGAUGAGACGCCACAGAACGUGGCGUCUCAUCUGGAUCCAAACUGUUUGCUAUUCUGAUAGUAUUCUUUGAAAAAAAAAUGAAGAAAAUGCUUAUUUUACAAAUUCAGCAGACGACAUUUUAGCAGACGACAAAUUUCCCAGCAUGCAAAGGGUUAAUGUUUUAUGAUUGUAAAGCAAGGAAUUUAGUUUGCAACUUGUUUUGGCAGAGAUAGGGCCCUUUGUCUGUUUUUUUUAACAUAAAUUAAUUAUUUAACUUAAAUAACUUAAGAUUAUUUAUUUUUACAAUUGUGGAUCAACUCUUGAUUUACUACUGGGGGAAGGACCAUAAUGAGUAUAAUGAUAGCAGAAAGUACAAAUUCUUUCAAUGUUUGAGUUGUCUCUUUUUGAGGUGGAAUAAAGCAGACAAUGCUGACAAUGAGUCUGCAAUUUUUCCUGCAAGUGCUUUAUUCAGGUUUGUUGGUCCGAAAGUAAAUAUGCAAACUGGUUCAUUGCAUGAACCAUUAUAGAUGAACGGUGGAUUUACCUGUUUCCAUUAUCAUGUGCAUCUUAAGUCUAACAAUGAUGUUUUAAACAUGAUCAGAAAUUAUAACAUGUACAUUUGCAUAUCACACGAAACAUGAAUGUCAUGUUUUGAGUGUGAAUGUUACUUCAGAAUAUGUGAGUUUAGCAUGUCAUACAGUCUUAUAAUGUUAAGUUUAUUAUUUGUUAGGAAGAAAUGUUGUUUGAAGCAUAUGCUAUUAUGUUGCAUACAUAAUUGAUAAGCAGUGUUUAUGCCAAUAUUUGUUUUAAAUAUUCCAAAUAAUAUCUGUGACGUGUUGACUGUUCACUGAAGAGAGUAUAAUAUGAAGUCUUAUGAGCUUGAGCCAAGCUUGCACUGAAUGUCCGGCUUAAGGUUGAGCUAUUGUGGUCAGUGGGCUCAAGGUUGAGCUAUUGUGGUCAGUGGGCUCAAGGUUGAGCUAUUGUGGUCAGUGGGCUCAAGGUUGAGCUAUUGUGGUCAGUGGGCUCAAGGUUGAGCUAUUGUGGUCAGUGGGCUCAAGGUUGAGCUAUUGUGGUCAGUGGGCUCAAGGUUGAGCUUUUGUGGUCAGUGGGCUCAAGGUUGAACUAUUGUGGUCAGUGGGCUCAAGGUUGAGCUAUUGUGGUCAGUGGGCUCAAGGUUGAACUAUUGUGUUCAGUUGGCUCAAGGUAAAGCUAUUGUGGUCAGUGGGCUCAAGGUUGAGCUAUUGUGGUCAGUGGGCUGAAGGUUGAACUAUUGUGGUCAGUGGACUGAAGGUUGAAAUAUUGUGGUCACUAGGCUCAAGGUUGAGCUAUUGUGGUCAGUGGGCUCAAGGUUGAGCUAUUGUGGUCAGUGGGCUCAAGGUUGAACUAUUGUGGUCAGUUGGCUCAAGGUUAAGCUAUUCAGUUGGCUCAAGGUUGAGCUAUUGUGUUCAGUUGGCUUCAGGUUGAGCUAUUGUGGUCAGUGGGCUCAAUGUUGAACUAUUGUGGUCUGUUGGCUCAAGGUUGAGCUAUUGUGGUCAGUGGGCUCAAGGUUGAGCUAUUGUGGUCAGUGGGCUCAAGGUUGAGCUAUUGUGGUCAGCCUAAGUCUGUUGUGAAGCAUGAAUCCUUAAAAAUGCUACUGAUGCGUCCUUUAGUCUGGAAAAUUAGGGUAAUUUUCAAAAACCUCUUUUUCUGUUGUUUUUUUUUACCAAACUUAUUUUAUUUGUGGAGAAUCUAAAAAGAAACCACAGACUGCAUUUCAAAAUAAUUUAACAGAGAUAUUCCUUUGGAUGACCCUCUUCUAAAGUCCUAUACAUGAUUCGUUUCAAGUCAUAUUUGUGCCCAAAGGGGGUGGGAAAUUUAUCCUUAUAUGGCUAUAGUAAAACCUUGUUAGAGCUGUAAACAUUUUUUGUUCAUUCUUUAUGAAAGUUGGUCAAAUUAUCGGUUCUUAUGACAUCAUGGGCUACACAGAUGGGUACACAGAACAGGUAAGUUCCUUUGUAUCUCAUGUGAGCGAAGUGGGGCCUUUCAGGCGCUUUUGUUACCAAUUUAUUAUUAACCAGGUUUUCUAAAGGAAAAAACUGGUUAUUAGAUUGGCGAAUGUCGGCAGGCGGGCGGAACAAGCUUGUCUGGGCCAUACCUUUGUUGUUCAUUGUGAGAUUUAAAAAUCAUUUGGCACAUUUGUUCACCAUCAUUAGAUGGUAUGUCCCGCGAAAGAAUUACGUCGAUAUCUCCAAGGUCAAGGUCACACUUUGAGUUCAAAGGUAAAAAAUGGCCAUAAAUGAGCUUGUCUGGGCCAUAACUGUCAUUCAUUGUGAUAUUUUAAAAUCAUUUGGCCCAUUUCUUCACCAUCAUUGGACUUUGUGUCGUACGAAAGAAUUACAUUGAUAUCUCCAAGGUUAAGGUCGCCACAACUAAAAAUAGAUUGAUUUUGAAACAAGGGCGUAACUAUGAACAAUCAGUAACAAUGCACAUUUUGAGUUGUCUCCCUUUAUCAGACUUUUUUUUAAGCUCACCUGAGCACAACGUGCUCAUGGUGAGCUUUUUGAUCGCCUUCUGUCCGUAGUCCGUUGUACGACGUCAACAUUUACCUUGUACACUCUCUAGAGGCCACAUUUAUCGUCCAAUCUUCAUGAAAUUUGGUCAAUAGAUUGGUUUUAAUGAUAUCUUGGAUGAGUUCGAAAAAUGGUGACGUUUGCUUGAAAAACAUGGCUGCCAAGGGGCAGGGCAUUUUUCCGUAUAUGGCUAUAGCAAAAUCUUGUUAGCACUCUAAAGGCCACAUUUAUUGUCCGAUCCUCAUAAAACUUGGUCAGAAGAUUCAUCCCAAUAAUAUCUUGGACAAGUUAAAAAUAAUGUUGGUUGGUUCAAAAACAUGGCCGCAAGGGGGCGGGGCAUUUUUCCUUAUAUGGCUAUAGUAAAACCUUGUUAACACUCUAGAUGCCACAUUUAUUUUCCGAUCUUCAUGAAACUUGCUCAGAAGAUUUGUCCCACUGAUAUCUUGCAUGAGUUCAGAAUGGUAACCUUUGCUUGAAAAGCAUGGCUGCCAAGGGGAGGGGCAUUUUUCCUUAUAUGGCUAUAUAUGACUAUAGUAAAAUCUUGUUAACACUCUAGAGGCCACAUUUACUGUUCGAUCUUCCUGAAACUUGGUCAGAAGAUUCAUCCCGAAAAUAUCUUGUUAUCUCAGGUGAGCGACUUUGGGCCUUUAGGCCCUCUUGUUCCAAAUUAAAUCAAGAUCGCCUCGAGUAAAAAUAUAUUGAAUUUAACACAAGGGGGGUAACAAUGCACAUUUUGAAUUGUCUCCCUUUAUCAGACUUUUCAAAUUGAAAACCUGGUUUUGUAACAAUUUUGUCCCAUGUUUACUUUAAAUGUAUGGUUUGUAAAUUGAAAUAACAGCUUUUAGAAUGUUUAAAUGUAUAAACAAGUUGAACUGUAACUACUUCACAUCCUGAUGGAUUUGUUUCACUUGUGAAAACAGCAAAAUUGGUACCUCAAAUUUUCUUGCCUAUGCUAGUCUUCCAAUGAAGUGGUUACCUAAAACCUGACUUUUGAUUAAGCUAAUGACAAUUAUUUUAAUCUUUGUCUAUAGCCACUCUCUAUGUCUAACAUGGAUAUUUCAAGCAUGACUGUUUAAAGUCCUGGUAUCAGGGUGCAGAAUCAAAGGGGUUUUCAGGGGUUUACACUCAGGCUGGACAGAAUGUAAUAACGCCGUUAAAAACUUUACUUUUGCAAAUAUCUUAAGUUAUUGAACUACAUUUGCAAAAAUGUUUAGUGCAUAAAAGACAGUUUUUCUUGCAGUUUGUGCCGAUGUCUUAAGGUAUAAGAAUAAUCCUUGAAUACGUCUGCAAUCGACAGUUGACAAAAUUUCACGUUACGUGAAGAAAAGCUGUGUAGUUCAAAAUCGUUUUUUUUAUACAAGAACACAGGCUUAUCAAAUAAAGUAAUUCUUAUGUAUUUCACAUUGCCAUAAGCAGCAUAAAAAUCUGUCUUUUAUGCAUUAAUUGAAAUCCUUAAGAAAAAUUGUUUUAAAAAGUUAUUUGAAAUAAAAAACCACUUACCGUCAUGUUUAAAUCCAAUAAAGUUAAAAAGGGGAACUCCACAAAGUCACAUCAUCCUGCACCCUGGUAUGAUGCCCUCUGCCAUACAAGCUCAUGAACUAAUAUAAAUUAAGUUUAUGACAAAAGACCUGUUGAUGUAUUUAUAAAUUUCCCAAUGUGUUUAUUGUUUAAAAAUUGUUUUGUAAGAUGUUGACAAUCAUGUAGAUUACUGAUGAUAAAAAGAUUAUAUUUUUUCUUGAAAUGAGGUAAACAUUGCUUUCCUUGCUUGCAUACACUAAUGUAAUUGUAUUUGCUUGGUGUGCUACACCAAUGUAUGAUGUAACAUAUAUGAUAAACAGAGAUAUAAAAAAAUACUGAUA
Dreissena polymorpha is the source of this 5947-nucleotide messenger RNA. RefSeq lists its product as uncharacterized. NCBI's taxonomy places the organism in Eukaryota, Metazoa, Mollusca, Bivalvia, Myida, Dreissenidae. The coding region runs from base 178 to 1089 and encodes 303 amino acids. The record is from RefSeq and is a predicted model, not a curated record. The transcript has 6 exons.